Oreochromis aureus is the source of this 530-nucleotide messenger RNA. RefSeq names its product fatty acid binding protein 10a, liver basic (gene fabp10a). Gene Ontology annotation, cellular component: nucleus; cytosol. The record is from RefSeq and is a predicted model, not a curated record. Bases 95 to 475 code for a protein of 126 amino acids. Gene Ontology annotation, biological process: fatty acid transport. The transcript is spliced from 4 exons. NCBI's taxonomy places the organism in Eukaryota, Metazoa, Chordata, Actinopteri, Cichliformes, Cichlidae. Gene Ontology annotation, molecular function: fatty acid binding.
AUACGCUAGCAAUCUCCACAUUGUGUUGAGCUUCACACAGCUGCCUCAGCCUCCCGCCACCUCAGUGAAGGAGAAGCCAGACCCUCUAGACAACAUGGACUUCAGUGGAACGUGGCAAGUCUACGCUCAGGAGAACUACGAGGAGUUCCUCAGGGCCCUGGAGCUCCCAGAAGAUGUCAUCAAAGUGGCCAAAGACAUCAAGCCAAUCACUGAGAUCAAGCAGAGUGGCAAUGACUUUGUCAUCACCUCCAAGACUCCCGGAAAGUCCAUGACCAACUCGUUUACCAUCGGCAAGGAGGCUGAUAUCACCACCAUGGACGGAAGGAAGAUCAAGUGCACUGUCAAUAUUGAGGGCGGCAAACUGGUCUGCAAAACUGACAGGCUCCACCACGUCCAAGAGCUCAAAGGAGGAGAGAUGGUUGAGACUAUGACCAUUGGGUCGACAACUCUCAUCAGAAAGAGCAAACGGAUAUAAACUUGGCAGCGAAGAAACCAGUGUCUAUUUAAAUAAAAGUGUUGAUUAAAAAGAG